Auanema sp. JU1783 is the source of this 741-nucleotide messenger RNA. NCBI's taxonomy places the organism in Eukaryota, Metazoa, Nematoda, Chromadorea, Rhabditida, Rhabditidae. The record is from the annotation of a GenBank genome assembly.
AUGGAAAGUGCCUCUUUCCCACCUCCCUUAUGUUAUAGAAUAGAAGCAGUAUUGGCUGAGCAUUCGAAUAUUGUAAAAGUUGAUACUGAUGAUAGUGAUGAUAGACUAUGCGGUGCUUUCGUUUAUUAUAGAGAAGUUUCUUAUACAGCUCAAGUUGGACCCACUUGUGGAUUAGCUGCACUAAUAAUGACGGGCAAACUCUUCAAUGUUACAGAGUACUCACUUGAUAACGUGUUACAGAAGGCGAAAGAGUUGAAAUUAACCAAUUUCGGGGAAAUGUUCUCAGCUUCCUGGCUAGUGAAACUGACUGAGGAGUUAUGGAAUGAUGCUGUUGUUGGAGAAGUAGAAGAGUUCCCUUCACCCGAACGAGUAGUGAGCGGAUUAGGAAACGAAGAAGUUCUUCUGGUUCCUUACGAUAGUGAUCGGAAUUUUAGUCCGUGUGCCAAGAACGGACACACAGCCCAUUGGGCCAUAGUGAUCGGAUUCUUUUACAUAAAUGAUAAAGGGGAUAGGAUAGAAUUCAAAAAAAGAUUGGAUGAAGAAAUAGAGGCACAGAAACUGUAUGUCUUCGCCUUUCAUGGAAAGAGCAAGCAUAUGUCGUUGUGGCCCUAUAAGGACCUGCUGGGAAGUAACCAACAGCUCUUCGAGGUUGGACCUAAACGGACUGAAGGAUAUGUGGUUCCGAAUGGCGAGAUGACUGAUUUGCGCAACAAAGCUGUAUGGCUGAAGCCACGCCCAUGA